AUGAGCAAUCAGGCGCGAGCCUCACGCCAUGCUUCUGGUAUAUUACCUUCUAAACAGUUUUUUGCUCCAAGAAAGCCAAUAACGCAAAAUGCAUCACGAAGAAAGUCAACUACCCUUUCGGUCAUAGUUAAUUCUCCAAGCACACCCUCGCUACCCAUAUUUCAAACUGCGACAUCAGCAACAACACCUACUAAAGCUCCUUUCUCUGCACUAAGCUCUCCAGUUUUAAACAUCCAGCCAGAGGAAGAAGUCUCUCUUUUACAGCAACCUUUAAAUGCUCUUUCUAGCGUUACAACCACUAUUCCUUCAGAUCCAACAAAACCGACUCUUGACCAAUCACUUAAUGCUAUAUAUAGUUCCGGUGAAUCGCAGGGCAUUUCGGUUCGUACUUCAGCUAUUCGACCGCCGAAUGCUAUUCUUCGACAUCAGCAAAAUCAAGAUGAAAGUGAGGAUUUCUCAUAUUCUGCUAUUAAUUCGGUUCUAGAACCAAUAGCGCCUGCUGUAGUUUUAGAGCCAUCUUCAUAUAAACAGAUUCGGCACGGAGCUGGUUCUAAUCUUUUGUCUAGGGAUUUUGCAACUGCUACAUCUUUUUCGAGGCAUUCUGAUAGUGAUUCAUCAGGAACAUUAUCUACUCAAUUACAAAUGAUUCCGCAAAAGAAACUUACACAAACAAAACCCCCUGUCAAUACUUCUCCUUACGCAUCGAUUGCCAAAUCUAUGCCUCGAAUUAUUUAUAAUCCUGCUUCAAUAUCACAUGCAGAUAGUAAAGGACGUAAACGGCUUUAUCAAGUUUGGCCUGGAAGAAAUCGCUUUUUUUUGGGUGGAAGAAUAAUGACUAGUAGAGAUUUUCCUGCUUUCUUAGUUGCUUUUUCUGCACUUGUUGUACCAUCAGGCCUCUUUUUGGCAUUUACGUUGGGGCAGAUUAUUCCACGUAAUCUUGAUCCUUCUCCUCCAACAGAAGAUUUAGAUGAUCCCGAGAAUAAUGCUCAAAAUAAUCCAAAUAGCCCUUAUUAUCCAACGCGAAGCGUUCCCCUUCCAAAAGAAGUUAAUAUUAAUGGUCAAUCUGUUAGAUUAAAAUAUUGUGAGACAUGUAGGAUAUAUCGACCUCCAAGAUGUAGUCAUUGUAGACAGUGUGACAAUUGUGUUGAAAAUGAAGACCACCAUUGUAUAUGGUUAAAUAAUUGUAUUGGAAAACGAAAUUAUAGGACAUUUUUUACAUUUAUUGCUACAGCAACAAUAUUAUGUAUUUAUGUUUCAGGAUUCUCGUUAGUGCACUUAUUUCUGUUAAUGAAAGAAUAUGAUCUCAAUUUCAUUUCUGCGAUAAUGGCUGCGCCAAUCCGUAUCCCAUUGCCACGAAGAAAUGGCACUAGAAAUCCCUUUGAUUAUAGAAAUGUAAGCAGAAAUUGUAUGGGAGUGCUUUGUCGACCCUUAACAAAAAGCUCGGUAAGCCGGAGAGCUUAUGUCGUGGAAGAAAUUUUAAAUUUAGAACAAGGAGAAGGUGUUUUGAACGAUCAAAGAACGUCACAGCAAACAACCAUUAACAAUACAGAACAGAAUACAGAAUUGAACACAAAAGUGAACACAGAACUGAAUACAAACCUUAAUACUUACAAUACAGAACCUAACAUAACAGAAACUCAUGAACAAGUAUAA
Molecule: messenger RNA, 1653 nt
Organism: Dentiscutata erythropus
Lineage: Eukaryota; Fungi; Glomeromycota; Glomeromycetes; Diversisporales; Gigasporaceae
Source: the annotation of a GenBank genome assembly